Molecule: messenger RNA, 3423 nt
Organism: Monomorium pharaonis (pharaoh ant)
Lineage: Eukaryota; Metazoa; Arthropoda; Insecta; Hymenoptera; Formicidae
Product: apolipophorins-like
Biological process (GO): lipid transport
Molecular function (GO): lipid carrier activity
Source: RefSeq, a predicted model, not a curated record
UGAGUUUCAACUAUUCGUCACUCUUGACACGCUCUUACGCACGAAGACGAUGCCUUCCUAGGAUUUUAUCGUGGUGAGCUAUCUUAUCGGUCAGACGGGACCUCCGACCUCUGCACAAACAUAGAAAGCAUCGGGAGACCUUUAACAUCCGAUUCUCUCCCUCGUCGUUCGGCCAUUCGUCGGUCGACCAGCAACGGAAAUACUUAUUUAGCUGCACGCAGUGGACGCCGUACGUUCUCUCUCUCUCCACUUCCAUCUUUAUCUCUAAUCAAGUCGUCGAUCCGUACCCCAGGUUUAUCGCCCGGGUGGUCAUCACCGGGUAUUUUCGCUGCGGGAGAAAGAGCCCAGCCACCGCGACAACGGUCUCCGUAGAUCUCAUCUCCGUGCGAUUUAAGAUUUCUUUAAGUAGAACUUUCAAGGAGGUGACGAGAGAAGAGAAGAAAGCCACGAAGAAGAAAACAAGAGAUCUGGAAUAGUGUAGUGAUCGAUGCAAGGCCUGUUCAUUGUGAAAGUUCCUCUUUCCUGAUUCUUCAGUAUAAAUCGGUUGUCAAGAACGCGUACUAGCGGAUUUUUGUUUUCUGAUCGGCAAAACAACAAGGCGAGUUUCUAUAAAAUCCGCGUUGAGAGAUGAGGAUUGUGCGGUAGGAGUGUUCUUUGAGAGUUCGUAAAUUCUGGAACCGAAUAAGGAUUGCCGCCCCCAUGGAAAUGAUUGCCAAAGCAAUAUUGCUUUUUGCAAUCGUGUGCGCGACAACUACCGUGCAAGGAGAGAUUGCUAAGGACUCAACGCAGUGCGGCCGAACAAAAUGCAAGGUUCCGUCGGAAAGAAAAUUCAAAUAUCAUGAAGAUAUUCACUAUGUGUACGCGUAUUCCAUGGAUGUGAGUACAAAUCUGGGCUAUCAGUUGUCGUCUCCUUAUUCGAAAAACGAUUCAGCUCUGCACAUUGAUGCCACCCUGUCCGUACAUUUCAACAGUCCAUGCGAGGGCACUCUAAGAAUUCUGAAUGCCAGCAUCAGUCAUGAUCGCAAUGCGUAUAAUCCCGAGUUUCCGGAUCGCGCUGGCUCCGAGUUUAAGGCCAGCCUCGAGCGUCAUGAGCUGAGGUUUACCUUCGAUGAUGGAUUGAUUCACGAGCUGUGUCCGGAUCGGCAUGAGCCAAUUUGGGCAUUGAAUAUCAAACGGGGCGUCUUAUCGAUGCUGCAGAACAGUAUGCGACGCUUUGACGUAGACCAUCGUGGUGACGAGGGUAGAUGUUCACGGGAGCUGCGAUACUCAUUAUCGCUUGUACGAAGCCCGGAAGACCAGUCUAAUUGUCAAGAAAGUAAAUACCUGGCCGACUGCCAAAAUGGCCCCAAGUACUUCUCUAUCGUGCAAUCGAAUCCUUACCAAAGUCCGCGAAAACAACAUCAGCAACAUGGAUUAGUAGUAUGCGAUGAGAUGCGAAUACUUCAGCCGCUUUCCAAUGGCGACAAAGCUGGCGCCAGGACGGAAUCUCAAGCUAUCCUUCAGCUGGUUCAAGAAUUAACGGAAACAAAUUUCAGUUACGGAUUCGAAGAGGAUGAAGAUAACGAUGAUGAGGAAAAAGAUGAGGAUAACUUCGUACAAGGUGCACCUCGCAUGAAAGGACGACAUUGUUGUAUGACCACGCUUGGGAGCGCCGACGAGUUGCCAAGCAAAGGUUUUUCUGAAAUAUUUACUAAUUUCAUUCAUUCGGCUCGCUUUCUGGAUUAUCCCUCGUUGUCGCAGCUAUUCAACAGAGCUAAUAGUAUUUGCAAAAAUGGAAAAAAGCACAUUGUCGCGGCACUGCCAUUUUAUAGCAACGCCGCAGUGAAAGUGAUGAAUGAUCUUAUAAUCAAGAAAUAUGUCAACGAGGCGACCAUCAAUGAUUGGAUCGUUACUUCGCUUUGUUUCCACAACCGGAUCAGGACACCAUUUAAAGCUGUUUCAAAGCUACUAGACUUUCACGAUGCUGAUUGCAUCAAUGUGGAGGAAGUAAAUGUGUUUCUAUCUCAUCUUCAACAGAAAAUCUCACAAGGUUGCGAGCCCCGUUUUCAUCCUCCUGCUACUAUAAAAGAAACGCUGGAAGCUUUGAAAGCUAUCGGCAACAUGGGACUUGAAACGAAGAGCUUGCGACAGGAACUGAAGAAAUGCAUCGACGACAUUGGAGGAUUCUUACCUAUGGAAGCUCGCAUUGCGGCCGUAGAUGCUCAUCGUAGGCUGCCGUCCUGCGAAGAGACACGGGAUGAAUUUUUCCUUGAUUAUUACCGUAACACGACAUUAGAUACGGAAAUCCGUAUUGCCUCUUAUCUACAGGUAAUGCGUUGCCCCGAUUACAAUGUUGUCAAAACUAUUAAGCACACUCUCAAAGUAGAAGAGGUCAAUCAAGUUGGUUCUUUCGUAUGGAGCCAUUUAACGAAUCUCUACAACUCCGCUUCACCUACCAGAGUCGAGAUUCAAAGUUUGCUAACGGAUCGAGAUAUCGACAACAAAUUCAACAGCGAUGUUAGAAAAUUCUCGCGUAAUUAUGAGAAUUCCUUCUUUUCCGAGGAAUAUAAUGUCGGUGUGAAUUAUCAAACGAAUCUGAUCUUCUCGCCAAAGUCAUAUAUGCCACGAUCGCUAACCUUCAAUGUGACCACCGAUUUCCUUGGUCGUUCUGUGAAUCUGCUUGAGAUCACCGCGCGAACGGAAGGCCUUGAGUAUUACGCUGAGACUCUCUUCGGUCCAGAUGGCAUCUACAGUAACGAACGAAUUUCGAAUCAUCUUCAAAAUUUCCUCAGACGUUUUCGAUCGGCAUCGGAGAAUAAUAAUUAUUGGGACGGUGUAAAACGGCUGCCGAAUAUUAUUGACAACAAUUUUGAUAAUCCGAAAAUAAGUCUCGGUUACAAGAUUUUCGGAAACGAAUUAAUGUUCACGAUGCUGGAUGGCGACAAACAAGUAAGGGCUGCACUGGCGAAUUUUAAUCCUUGGCAGAAAAUAAAAGAGUUCCUAGCUAUGCAAGAAAUUUUCUAUGAGAAGAGUGGAAUGUUCUUGGAUUCGUCUUACGUAGUACCGAUGGGGUGGUUUGCCUAUUCGUUUGGACCUCGCUGGUUCUGCCGCUUGUAUUUUAAGAUCUCAAAAAUGUUCAAUGAUGCUCGACUUUCCGAUAAGGAAUUUCAACUUACUGCCAAUAUUGCUUCCAGUAUAAGUAUCGAUAUGAUGAGUACAAUGACCGUAGAUGCUUUUUACAAAUCCGCUGGGCUCAAGCUGCGAACAAACCUUACUUUCUGGCAUAAUGCAGCUUCAUCUGAAUUUAAACAAUACCCGUUUAGUGCAUGUGAGUCUGGGUUUCCGAAUCGCAAGAUCGAAAUGUUUUCGCUAGUUUCGGACGUUGUCUUAUUAAAAGCAACGGUGUGGGCGAUGUCCAGGAGAAACCAUUGGGUGUCUUGGUAG